ACUGACCUGAGAAUACUCAAGAAAGGCAAAACAUCUUUGUCUCUCUGCUCACUCUACAGAUUUCUCAUCCAGUCGUUAGAACAAGUAUCAAUAUAUUCUCCUCCUCUACAGAUUUCUCAUCCAGUCGUUAGAACAAAUGGAAGAUGAUGUGAUCAUUGAGAUUAAAGCAAUGAUCAAGCUUAGUGAAGAUGGUCUCUUAUCUCCUACUUGUUGUAUCUACAAGGUGCCCCAUAUGAUUCGUAAUCUAAAACCAAACGCUUACACUCCAAGAGUUGUUUCAAUUGGCCCUAUUCACUAUGGCAACAAGAGAUUGCAUGACAUGGAAAGACACAAACAAAUAUUCUUCAAAAGAUUUACUCAAGAAGCUAUGACAAGCUUGGAUGAUUUGGUCAGCUUUGUGAAACAUUUAGAGCCAAAGGUUCGUGCUUCAUACUCAGAAAACAUCGAUCUUAGUGAGAAGGAACUCGUGAAAUUAACAUUAGUAGAUGCUGGUUUCAUCAUUAAACUCUUCAUGAGUAGCUCUAAGGAUCAGUUAAGGUAUGAUUCUAAACUAUCCAAACCAUAUUUGGAGGAUACUACAGUUAAGGAUUUGCUUUUACUAGAGAAUCAACUUCCUUUUUUUGUUCUUGAAGGCCUAUUUAAUAGAGCAUUUCCUCUUCACCUUUGUGGCAAAAUUCCUUCAUUUCUUCACCUCACAUAUAAUUACUUUAACCAUUUCAACAUACAAAAACUAAAGCCCAAUUUUGAUGUUAAGAUAAAUCAUUUCACUGAUCUUAUUAGAUUCUUUCACUCACCCAAAACUUCACCGCUAAGGCAUUCAUCCCUGUGGGCUAAAGAUCAUGUUCUUCUAUAUAGUGCAAGUGAGUUACAGGAAGAAGGAGUAAAGUUGAAAGCAAAUACGAGCAAGUGCUUGCUAGAAUUGAAGUUUUCUGGGUGUGUUCUUGAGAUCCCACAAAUUUUAGUUGAAAAUGACACUGAAAUAUUGUUUCGUAAUAUGAUAGCAUUAGAGCAGUGUCAUUAUCCUUAUAACUCUUAUAUCACUGACUAUGCAAUUUUAUUGGGUCGCUUAAUAAAUACAAGAGAAGAUGUGGAUGUCCUUAUUCAUGGAAAAAUAAUAAUCAGCAACUCUCUGGGUGAUACGCAUGAUGUUGCCAAAGUAUUUAAAGGUCUUGGGAAAAAUAUCAUCCAAAAUACUGUCAAUUCAGAUUAUGUUUACAUUUAUGAAAGGUUGAAUGAUUUCUAUCAAGAUCGUUGGCACAAGAUGAAGGCCACUUUGAGAAGUGAUUAUUGCAAGACACCUUGGCAAACUGUGGCCUCUUUUGCUGGAAUUAUACUCCUUAUUCUCGCCCUUAUUCAAACCAUAUUUUCUGUCCUCCAAGUUGUACUAUUGAACAAGUAAAUUUAGAGUUUGUAUUAUGUUGUUGUUUUAGCAUUAUGUAUAUUUGUUGUAUUCUGUGUAUAUGAUCAAACUCCAAAUUAGUGAAAAACUUUGUUU
Molecule: messenger RNA, 1495 nt
Organism: Prosopis cineraria
Lineage: Eukaryota; Viridiplantae; Streptophyta; Magnoliopsida; Fabales; Fabaceae
Product: UPF0481 protein At3g47200-like
Exons: 2
Coding region: 137-1399 (420 amino acids)
Source: RefSeq, a predicted model, not a curated record